Molecule: messenger RNA, 2516 nt
Organism: Carassius gibelio (silver crucian carp)
Lineage: Eukaryota; Metazoa; Chordata; Actinopteri; Cypriniformes; Cyprinidae
Product: EGF-containing fibulin-like extracellular matrix protein 2
Exons: 11
Coding region: 446-1765 (439 amino acids)
Molecular function (GO): calcium ion binding
Source: RefSeq, a predicted model, not a curated record
CCGUCUGCUCAUCUUACUAAAGCAGAAAUGUCAGGCUGAUUUGAAGUUAUGGCACAGACAGUUGGGCAGAAGGAGAUAAAGCAAUAAAGGGCAGACUAAGGAAAAUUUCAACUGGCCGGUUUGCUCCAGGCUGUUUGAAGGGCUGCACACGUCACACUCACUCUUCGGCUCUCUUCCAAACAUCCACGACUACAGACACUACACUAGAGAGAGAGAACAAUCCAUCACAUUAUUCAGCAGAUUCCACAUCUCCUACCAUAAAUACCGAUUCCUCAGUGCAACUUCAUCGCAGCAUCAUCCAAACCACACCAGAGACUCUACCAGUGUGUGUGUAUGUGUGUGUGUGAAAGUGCAUGUCUGUGUCUGAUCCCUCCUCUUUAGUCGACACUCUUGGAGGUGUUUUUGUGCCUGUGCUCAUCAGAGCGUGUUGAAGGUGUGUGUGAGGAUGCGGCCCGGGUGUGUUUUGGUCUUUUCUACAUGCAUCUCUGUGUUUCUCCACCACGCUAUUUCACAGCCACCCACAGAAACUGACACCUACACGGAAUGUACAGAUGGGUAUCACUGGGAUCCACAGACUCAACACUGCAAAGAUAUAAAUGAAUGUGAGACAAUCCCAGAGGCCUGUAAGGGAGAGAUGAAGUGCUUCAACCACUAUGGUGGGUACCUGUGCCUUCCUCGCUCUGCCUCGGUCAUCCCUGCUUCCGAACCUCCCAACCAGAUCCACCCCAACCUGGAGAACACGGCCAGUGAGCCAUUCAACCCAUGCCCGCCAGGUUUUGAGCCCCAGGGAGACAGCUGCGUGGAUGUGGAUGAGUGUGAACAGGACAGUCACGACUGCCAGCCCAGUCAGCAGUGUUUGAAUACAGAAGGCUCCUUCACCUGCCAGUGUCCAGAUGGGUAUCGCAAAGUGGGCACAGAAUGCAUCGACAUUGACGAGUGCCGGUACCGCUACUGUCAACAUCGCUGUGUGAAUGUCCCUGGCUCGUUCUCCUGCCAGUGUGAGCCUGGUUUCCAGCUGGCUGCCAACAAUCGCUCCUGUAUUGAUGUGGAUGAGUGUAGCAUGGGGGCCCCCUGCAGUCAGAGGUGUUAUAACACGUACGGGACGUUCCUGUGUCGAUGUGAGCAGGGUUAUGAGCUGGGGCCAGAUGGCUUUGCCUGCAAUGACAUAGACGAGUGCAGCCACUCCAGUUACCUGUGCCAGUAUCAGUGUGUUAAUGAGCAUGGCAAAUACUCCUGUGUCUGUCCUGAAGGAUAUCAGCUCCUGGGAACGCGCCUCUGCCAAGAUAUAAAUGAAUGUGAGACAGGAGCUCAUCAGUGCUCGGAUGGACAGACGUGUGUGAACAUUCAUGGAGGGCACAAGUGUGUUGACCGCAAAAGCUGUGAGGAACCCUACGUACAAGUGUCAGACCGCUGUACAUGUCCUAUCACAAAACCUGGCUGUCGAGACUUCCCCUACUCCAUUGUGCAUCGCUACAUGAGCAUCACGUCUGAGCGCUCCGUCCCUUCAGAUCUCUUUCAGAUUCAGGCCACCAGCGUCUCACCUGGAGCCUACAACACCUUCCGUAUCCGCUCUGGAGAUGACAAUGGAGACUUUUACAUCAGGCAAAUCAACAACAUCAGCGCCAUGCUUGUUCUUGCCCGUGCCGUGAAUGGCCCCAGAGAAUAUGUGCUAGAUCUGGAGAUGGUUUCUAUGAACCCCCUCGUGAGCUACCACACCAGUUCUGUCCUGCGCUUGACCAUCUACGUUGGGCCUCAUGCCUUUUAACUGAGAGAGAUGUAGAGAUGCCCAGAGAGGGGAAAAAAGGGGGUGGAAGAGUGGAAGCACUGAUUGAUUCAUCCAACAAGCAGGACUUAUGAGCUGGAUAUGUCUGCCAACUGACAGACAUCAUUAACUAGACUGUAGAGAAGUCAUUUUCACGAGACAUGUACCAACUUAUAAAACCUCUACAUCAUAAAUAAUAAAAAAGGCUAUUAGAGACAGGCACUAUAUAUUAUUUAGGACAAAAUGCCAAUGAGAUAACAACCCACUAUAUUGUGCCAUAUGGAAAAUGGCCAAGUAACUACCUGCACUAUGAUUCCAAACCUGCUGUACAACCAAUGUAAACUGUCUUUUGUCAUUUCUAAAAAUAGCCUCUUUCUCAGGAUGAGGGCUGCAGCUCUGCAGACUCUUUCCACUGGUUCGCUCUUCCAGUUCAGAUGUCAGCAAUAAUUAAUCCCUCCUAUUCAAAUAAAUGUAGCAAUAACAAUAUCAAUGCUGUAAAAAUCAUCUCUCUAUGUUCUUAGUGUCAAAAAGCCUCUUUUAAUUUUCCACUAUGCAUAAUCUAUCUCUGCGUUAAGUAUUGUUUUUAUUCAGUGUUGUUAUUCAGUAACCACUCAGUCUUUCCAAACCUCUACCCCACCACCACCAUCAAUAAUGCUUAUGUUACUUUGUGUAGUUUUUUUGUAUUUUUUAAUAACAUGCUGCCGUUGUUGUAUUUCAAUCCUGGAUUUAUAAUAAAUUUGAUAAGACCAUAAAA